AUGACGACAUCGGUGACGCGCGCGCGCAUCGGUCGCGACGGAUCGCUCGGUCGACGCACGGCGACGGCGUCGGCGAGCGAUGCGUCGGGAUGGAAUUUUCUUCGACGGUGUCGAACGAUGUUCGUCCAGACGCAAGCGACGCCGAACCCGGAGUCGUUGAUGUUUCAACCGGGACGGGACGUCUACGCGGAGGGGUCGAGAAACUUUGGAAGCGCGCGGGAGGCGAUGGUGUCGCCGCUCGCGCGAAGGUUGUUCGCGAUCGACGGCGUGACGAAUGUGUUCCUUGGCGUGGAUUUUAUCACGGUGACCAAGGAUGCGGAUCACGAUUGGGAGACGGUGAAGCCGAGGACGUUUGAGGCGAUCAUGGAUUUUUACGCGAGCGGCGAAGCCGUCGUGGACGAGGCCUCUUUGGAGGGGCACGGGACGGCGAUCGAGGAGGAUGACGAUGAAGUCGUGGCGAUGAUUAAGGAGCUGCUGGAGACGAGGAUUCGACCGGCGGUCGCGGAGGACGGUGGGGACAUCGUGUUCAAGGCGUACGACCAGGAGACCGGGGUGGUCUCCGUGCAACUCAUGGGAGCCUGCGAUGGAUGCCCGUCCUCGAGCGUGACGCUGAAGAGUGGUAUCGAGAACAUGCUGAUGCAUUACGUUCCAGAGGUGAAGGGUGUGCAGCAGUGGUCGCCAGAAGACGAAUUGGACAUUUUAGAACUCGCAAACUUGCACCGAGGACGUCGCUAG
Molecule: messenger RNA, 735 nt
Organism: Ostreococcus tauri
Lineage: Eukaryota; Viridiplantae; Chlorophyta; Mamiellophyceae; Mamiellales; Bathycoccaceae
Product: NIF system FeS cluster assembly, NifU-like scaffold, N-terminal
Exons: 1
Coding region: 1-735 (244 amino acids)
Biological process (GO): iron-sulfur cluster assembly
Cellular component (GO): mitochondrion
Molecular function (GO): iron ion binding; iron-sulfur cluster binding
Source: RefSeq, a predicted model, not a curated record